CUUCCCCCUUCUCAGUAGGAACUAGGAGUUUCCGAUAACACGUGAACGCGGCAUUAGCAUAGCAACUGUGAGUCUAGGCAUAAAAAACAACAUAACAAACGUGUUACGCGCUAAUUAACGGUUAUCUGGGACUAUUACACUUGUAUUGCUUAACACAAUUUGCCCCCCAGACGCAAUAUUGCCUGUUUGUAGACCUUCUUUUAUUUAUUUUUAUUCAUUGCUCACUAACGUUAGCUGGCUUCGUUCUGAUCCAUAGUACUGUUAGAGGGCGUCCGCUACGCAUCCCUCCAUGAAGCGCUGCGAUGCCCUCUGAUUUUAUAUCCCUUCUCAGCGCUGAUCUCGACCUUAAUUCCCCCAAAUCCCUUUACUCCAAAGAGUCUGUGUAUGACCUCCUCCCUAAGGAGCUCCAGCUGCAGUCGUCCUCCUCGCAGACAGACACACCCACCAUGAGCCAGAAGAGUGGGGGAGAGGCCGGACCGCCCCCUUCUGCAGCCAUGGCCUCAGCCACCUCACCCAGCCCUUCUCCAUCCUCUUUGGCCACGGGAGGCCCCAGCUCGGCCCCUUCUACCUCAGCCAUGGACCAGUCCCAGCCUCCUCUCCUCCUCCACCAUCCCAGUGGGGCCCCCAGAGAGGGGUCCGGAGCCCCAGAAGGAUCCGAGAGGGAAGGGGUGGAGGGAGCUCUGUCUGCCUCUGAAGGUGGAGGCGGCAAUGGGACCAGCUCUGGAACAGGAGAAGGAGACCCAGGAGCAGGGGGGGUGGGAUCCCAGCAGCAGCCCCAGAACACCCCCUCUAAGCGGAGGCCAGUGUUGAGCAUCUCCCCCCCUCCGGAAGACCUGUUUGACGACAGCAGUAUGUCCUGCCAGGAGAAUCCAGCCCCGGCCGGGCCAGCAGGUCCAGACUCAGAACACAGCAGCAGCAUCUGGGCUGACGACUCGGCCUCCAACUUCAGCCUGGUCAGCUCCAACUCCUACAACGACAACACAGAGGUGCCCCGCAAGUCCCGUAAACGCACCCCCCGCCAGCGGCCCGGGGCCAAACCUGCACCCCCAGAGGACAGCAUGGACGUGUUUGAUGCAGACAGCGCCACGGCCCCACACUUUGUUCUGUCUCAGCUGGGCCCAGACAAGGCCAGCCCCAAGCCCAGUUCUCUGGAGGCUGGGUGGCUGCUGAAGGGAGGCCUGCUGUCAAGUCAGUGUCCCCAGAAGAGUGAGGGCAAGGAGCUGAAGAUCCUAGUGCAGCCAGAGACCCAGCACCGGGCACGCUACCUGACCGAGGGCAGCCGCGGCUCUGUCAAAGACCGCACCCAACAGGGCUUCCCCACGGUCAAGUUAGAGGGCGUCAGUGAGCCGGUGGUGCUGCAGGUGUUUGUGGCCAGUGACACAGGCAGAGUGAAGCCUCAUGGGUUCUACCAGGCCUGCAGGGUGACAGGACGCAACACCACGGCCUGCAAGGAGGUGGACAUCGAGGGAACCACCGUCAUAGAGGUCCCUCUGGAGCCCAGCAGCGCCAUGUCACUUGCGGUUGACUGUGUGGGGAUCCUGAAGCUGCGUAACGCGGACGUGGAGGCUCGUAUAGGAGUGGCCGGGUCCAAGAAGAAGAGCACCCGGGCCAGGCUGGCAUUCAGGGUCAACAUCCCCCAGCCUGAUGGGUCUGUCUUAACCCUACAGACCACCUCGUCACCCAUCCUCUGCACCCAGCCAGCAGGGGUGCCAGAGAUCCUGAAGAAGAGUCUCCACAGCUGUUCAGUGAGAGGAGGAGAGGAGCUGUUCAUCAUAGGGAAGAACUUCCUCAAAGGAACCAAGGUCAUCUUCCAGGAGAACUCAGCAGAUGAUGAGUCGUGGCGGGCCGAGGCAGAGAUUGACAUGGAGCUGUUCCAUCAGAACCAUGUGGUGGUGAAGGUUCCGCCAUACCACAGCCUGUCUGUCUCCUCUCCUGUCUCUGUGGGCGUCUACAUCACGACCAAUGCCGGGAGGUCACAUGACUUCCAGCCCUUCAUGUAUAUCCCAGACUCAGAUAAGUCCCUGAACAUGUCUGUGAAGACAGAGGGUUCUUCUCUGGCCAAGGCCUGCAUCUUCCAUGACCAGAUCAAUUAUCUGGCCUCUGACCCUGCCCAGUCUGCUGGCGAACUGGUUAAACGACAGGAGGUCACCCCUAUGGAGGUCUCCAGCAAUACCCCAUCCACAGCACUCUUCAAGCCACCCUCUGACACCCUUAUCUUAGUCCAGCAGACCCUUGAGCUGAGCUCCAGCACCCCGCCUAGGAAAGAGUCCUUCCCCGGCCCUAUGCCCCUCCAGCCUGGGGACAUGGACCUCCCCCAUGCCCCUGUCUUUCCCUCCCUGGAGCCCUUCAGCACCAUCCAGAAGCAGGACAUCGCCCCCAUCACCUCCUUCCCCGUCUCCAGUGACACUACCACCCUCCCCCCUGUCCCCCCAGAGGUACCCCAGCAGUUCCUCCGGGACCCCCAGGAGAGCCUGCCUCAAGAGGCCUCCAACUCCUGCAGCGGGAUGAUGGUAGUAGGAAUGUCCCAGAUGGCGCCCCCCUCCCAGGCCCCCCAAGUUCCCCUGUUUCCCCAGGAUGGGGUGGCCCAGCUGGAGAGGGCAGUAAGGGAGCUCCAGGCAGGGGGCAGCAGCCUGGUACAGCAGGUCCUAGAGGCAGCAGUGGCUCAGCAGCAACUCAACUCAGUGUUGUACAGCCCCGCGUCCUCCACUGACUCCCUGCAGCAAAACGUACAGGACACCAUGAACAGCCUGAGACUGGGGUGCACUGAGGGCUCUCUGGCCACACAACAGCAGUUGCAACAACAGCAGAUCCUUGGCAACAUGCAACAGAUACAGCAGCAACAACAGAUACAGCAGCAACAACAGAUACAGCAGAUACAGCAGCAUCAAGUCCUUGGCAACAUACAGCUACAACCACAAUUAUUAAUACAGCCACAGGAUCAACAACUGCAACAGCAACAACAGAUACUGGGGAACCUACAACAGCAACAAUUACAACAUCAACAGUUUCAACAACAACAGCAGCAGCAGGUCCUAGGAAACAUACAGCUACCGGAUCAACAACUUCAGCAACAACAACAAGUACUAGGCAACCUACAACAACAAAACCAAGCAGUAGGCAGCAUGCAACACUUACAACAACAACAACAGCAGCAGCAGCAGCAGCAGGUGUUGGAGAACUUUCAGCAGCAGCUCCAGGCUGAGCUCCUCCAGCCCCAGAUCCACUCCUCGUCUCAUCCCCAGCAGCAGCCUGUGUCUCUCCUCCAGCAGGCUGGGGAGCUGCUCAACAUCCAGACCUCCAGCUUCCCCCACCAGCCGCCCUCCCACACCUCCCCCCCACAGCAGCUCCUCCAGUCCCCCAGGCCUCUGUCGGAAUCCCCCAGCCCGCAGCACCAGGUCCAGGCCGCCCUGCUCCAGAACACUCUCACUGUGCUGACCAGUGGUAGCAGAGAUAAUGAGCAGCAGGUCACGGGGUCCACGCUGUUCCUCUCUCCCAACACUCUCUCUAGCCAGGGUAGUCAGCAGCAGCUAGCAUUCCUGUCCUCCAUGGAGACUUCAGCCAGUGAUCCCCAGACUGUGUCAGUGUUCCAGUCUCAGACCCAGCAGCAGCAGAGCACCCCCAUGGACCAACAGCAGUCCCCCCAGCAGACACAACCACAGCAAACCCAGCAGCAGCUUCCCAUGGCUCAGCAAGGCUCCUUGUUACAAACUAACACUCUGUCCUCCAGCCAACACCCUCAGCCCCAGCCCACAGACCUGCUCCUCUGCACCGCCUCCCUCAACCCCCAGGCUCUGCCUCCAACCCUCCUCUUCAGUACCCAGGGCCUCUCUAUGGGCAGCAGCACCCCUCACCCCCAGGACACCCCUGCUCCCCUCCUGUUCUCCCAGCCCACCAUGGUCGGGAUCAGGGUAGGGGUGGCCCGGUCUGACCCAGCAGAGCCCAUGUCCUUCCAGGACCAGAGCUCCACAGUAGGGGGGACCACAGCCUCCAUCAAUCCCCCUCAGCAGGGCCUGUUCCAGGGCCAGCAGCCUAUGCAGGUGAGCUCCAGCUCGGGCAGUGGCCCUGACAGCCAGCAGGUGGAGCUGUUCCUGCCACAGGGUUCUCUGUCUGGUCUGCAAAGCAACAUGGCUACGCAGGAACUAGAAAACCAGGCUGCAGCAGCUGCAACCAUCUUUGUGAUGCAGAGCGGACUGGGGGUGGUGGAGCUGCAGAGUACCGCCUCCCCCCCCGGUCAGAGACCCCCAGAGCAGCUGUUCCAGACGGGAGUGAGUAGGAAUGUCGGCCAGCCAGGAGGACAACCCAACCUUUUUGUGUUCGGCCUCCAGAACGAUUCCUCCCAGCUGAUGACGUCCACUGGUUCAACACUGUCAGCCCAGAGCCAACCCCAGAACGCCAACCCUGUGCAGGCAAGCCACAUCCAGUCUCUACUGGACUCAGACAUGGCCCAGACAGCCACACCCAUGCAGACCAACCUACAGACCCCAAUGCAGACAAACAUACAUACUGCAAUGCAGACCAAUAUACAGACUGCCAUAGAACCUAGCCUGCCGACCCUUAUGCAGACCAGCUUACAGACCACCUCCCAGAAGAUGGAGGACCUGCUGGACAGUCUUCAAGAGCAGUGAUCAUUACUGGGACCACAGACACAUUGCUGGGGGUUCUUGUGACGUCUGCCCACUCUUAGACCGGGACAGGUUGUGUGUUCUGCUUACAGUACAACCCCCCCACAGAUGCAGAGAAUGGGAUAGACGUGUCUCACUAUGCUACGAGCCCCCCUAGGCUAAGAACAUGUCGUGAUGUUUUUAAAGAUUUUUAUCAAAUGUACUCUUGUGCCCUUGGCUCAUAUUUUGAUGUGAUUGUACAUGCAUUCAUACAGACGGACAGGCGCUGUGAUGAGGAGUUGGUUGAGUGACUACGCCUUUUGCUCAAUCAAAGGAAAGUAACUCCGGUAUCCAUCAGUCUAACUUAUACAGUGGUUCUUCUUUUUCAUGCUGUACUGUGUUAUUGAUGGCCUAAGAGUGGAGGGAGGGAGGGAGGAGGAGAGAGGGACACAGAAAGUUGGACCUAGAGAGAAAGACAGAAGAGAUGGUGAGAUUUUAUUGAGGGAAAGGGGCGAAAGAAGGCGGGCAGAGAAAGGUGUCUCGCCCUGUUCUUGUUUGUGAUUGCAAGGCUUCAGUCCGGUCACACAGCAGUUUGUGUGUGUCUGGUCACACAGCAGUCUGUGUGUAUCUGGUCACACAGCAGUCUGUGUGUAUCUGGUCACACAGCAGUCUGUGUGUAUCUGGUCACACAGCAGUCUGUGUGUAUCUGGUCACACAGCAGUCUGUGUGUAUCUGGUCACACAGCAGUCUGUGUGUAUCUGGUCAAACAGCAGUCUGUGUGUAUCUGGUCACACAGCAGUCUGUCUGUAUCUGGUCACACAGCAGUCUGUGUGUAUCUGGUCACACAGCAGUCUGUGUGUAUCUGGUCAAACAGCAGUCUGUGUGUAUCUGGUCACACAGCAGUCUGUGUGUAUCUGGUCACACAGCAGUCUGUGUAACUGGUGUUGCUUUGACAUUUCAGUCUCCGUGUGGUCUCUUAUUGUUACAAGUGGUUACAGAUGCUUUCCAUGUUUUUGCAGCAUUUGCAUAUGUCGUGCGACUUUCGUUUGGGGGGAUUUUAGAGUUGGACUUGGAAGUCUUUCCAGUUCAUUGUGAAUAGAAUGGUGGUUUUAAACAUUAAGCACUUUAUAAACUGUUUUGUGUGACCAGCAAAUCCUUAUAUCCAUCCAUAGGCUUUCUAUGGUUAGUCACAUUGUACUGGUUGAUGUCCAUUUUAAAAAUAAUACUUUUUUUAAGUUGUCAAGGUAUACAUUUAAACACAUUGACCAUGCAUUCAUACAUUUUUCAUUCACUAUAUUUUUGGAAUUAUAUAUGAGAUUGUUUGUGUCAGGUGUUCAUCUGAAGCCUAUUUAUACUGAGUGGUCCAUUCAGUGUCUCUGUCAAUACCGUCAUUCCCAUAGCGGGUAUACAUUGUUCGUUUUGGUGUGUCUCUGAUUUGUAACGAGCUACUAUUCAUAGGCUUUCAUAUCUCUGGCACACACAAUUUUCUUUUGGUCUGAUACAUUGUGUGUGUACAUUUAUGCGUGUGUUAUUUUUAUGGAGAAUGUACAGCACAUUGCUAUCUGUAGCCUACUAUUUACCUUGUAUUUUACAAUCUGUGUAAGUUAACCACUGGUGUUUUACCUUGUCUUGUGUGUGUGGUUGUAGUUUUUGGUUGGUUUCUGGUUCAUGUACGGACAGAUGUUGAACCACUACUGUCAGCGUUCAGGGCAGAGCUGUGUGAAAUAGACACAGUACCUGUCCCGUGCAUUGUCACCAGGGACUCACUGCUACACAAAAACUCUGCUACAAUAGCCACACUACCAUACCACUUACUAUAAAGCAAUGUUUAGGGCAUGUACUCUGUGGUAUGCUAGUAUGGACAUUGGAAGGUGGCCUAAAAUCUGUUACUUAGGCUGCGUUUACACAGGCAGCCCAAUUCUAAUCUAUUUUUUUCAGUAAUUGGUCUUUUGAACAAUCAGAUCUGAAAAAGAUCAGAUGUGAGUGGAAAAAAAUGUCAGAAUUUGAUGCCUGUGUAAACUUGCCAUAGAGAUGGCUAUUCUCAUGUUAUCUAUGGUGCUAUGUGCAGCAGUGAUGGACACUUCUAAUGUGAUGUUUAUACUUACAUUUAUACUCAUGUCACAUCAACAGUACUGAUAUUAAUAUUGUGGUAAAGUCUGAAUUGUGUUUCUGGAGUAAUUGCUGUGAGCAGGCAGUGUGAGGGGAGUGUGUCCUGUUUUCAAACUUGUCAUAUUUGUUCAAUUUUUUAAAUAUCCUGAUGUUUGUUUACUCAUUUGUAAUUGGUUUACUCAUUUUAAAUCAUGCAGCUUUCAUGGAUAAUAUUAACAUUGUUUUUGUACAAAUUACAAACUUUAAAUAAUACAAAUAUUGGAUAGCACUGUACAUGUGGUAAGGUACUCUCCUCCCAAAAGUUUUGCCUCUGUCAUAUCCAUCCAAAUGAAUAUGCAUUUUAAACCAUGUUGCUCUACUUUGCUUUAGAUACAAGCAGCCUAAUUCUGAGAUUUUCCCCCCACUAAUUGGUCUUUUGACCAAUCAUUCCAGAUCUUUUCCAGAGCUAAUCUGAUUGGUCAAAAGGCCAAUUAGUGAAAAAAAACAUCAAAUGGGAUUCCUGUCUAAGUGCAGCCAUUGACACAAACGGAUGAAAUGAGAACCAUUUGGUUGUUGCUCAGAUUCCUACAUGCUCAUGUUUACAUUCUGUCUUGAAAAAGUAGGAUUACUCCAUUUAAAAAUGUAAUUUAGAAGGUUUCUUACCCAUGAGUCAGAUUACAUAGUAUUUUUAUAACAGAUGUUCAGUUUUAUAUACAUGCAGUAUAUAAUUUUUCAAACGUCGGACUUAAACCCAGUGUGCAGUUUGGGGGUGUGUAUACUACUAGAUCGCUUCAUGUAGAACGUGGGCCAAUAGUCACGAUUAUACUCUCAUUCUGUGCAAACCAUAUACAUGGAAUAUAUGCAAGGGACACCAUUCCAAGCAUAGACUUAGAAUGAGUUGUAAUUGUGUAGUUCCAUAUGAGAUACAGCUUGUCAAAGAUGGUGGCACAUACUCUGAGACCACCCACAGAAAACUAUUUUCAACCUCCCAUUUGGUUUCACUCAUUCAAAAUAUAAAUGAGGCCUAAACACAAUAGAUAAUCACCUCCAUUGCUGUCCAAGCAUUCCAUUCCAUUUUUAUUGGGGAUUUUCAAGAGCACAUGGUGCCUCACUAAGCCAUACAAACAGAAAAAGCCAACCUCUGAGUAUCUCCUCUGUGUGAUGAAUGUAACUUUAUACUAUAUAUACUGUUUUUAGAGGAAAUAUGAGGUAGCCUAAUCUUGAAUGUUCAGUGCAUUGUACAUGUGUGGAAAUACAUUGUUUUGUGGUUCUGUCUGGUUUCCUGUUCCAAGGUCAAGCGCUCUUAUUUGGCUUGAUCGAUUGCUUAGUUUAACUGUUUGAAUGACUACAUAUUCAUUUGAAAAUACUAGUUGAAAAUGUUAACUUUAAGGUGGCAAAAUAUCACACGUGCUCUCCACACACAUUAUUUGUCAUUAACUCAUUAAUAUCCAUGUUGAAAUAUGAGAUGGGGGGUUAUCAGUUGUGAAUUUCUCAAGUGUGCCUUGACAAACCAUCAGUGUAGUACGUUUACCAGAUCCCCUUUGUCAGGACUGUUCAUGUCCCUUGUCUGAUGUCCCUCUACCCUAGAUGAUCUGACUUCUCAUACUUCAGUCUAGCCAGUGUCCGUGUUCUGCUUUUAGUUACAUGACCACCUAACGUGUUUUCAUUUCAUCCAUCCCUGGUUGCAGUUAUGUUGCAAGUCUAAAGUGUGAUCACUAACUCUAUAGUGGUUUCCAAUUCCAGUCCUCCAGUACCCCCAACAGUCCACAUUUCUAUUGUAGCCCCAGACAAGCACACCUGAAUCAACUUGUCAGCUUAAUCAUCAGGCCCUCAAUGAGUUGAGUCCGGUGGUUUUUGUCCGGGGCUACAACGAAAAUGUGUGCCGUUUGGUACUCAAUGACGAGUUGGGAACCACUGCUCAAGGACUUUGUGCAGCCUAAUCCGUUGACUGUAUACCUGUUUGUGUCCCUACUUCAUGCCUGUUGAGAUUCAUAAUGGUGAGGUAAAAGGGAAAAGAGGUGGAGAUUGUUCUGAUCAGGUGUUGUGGAAUUCUCUCGUAACUGUGUGUUUGUCAGCAUAACUGUUGUUGCUGUGAAGAGCUUGACAUGAGAUGAAAAGGUGGUAAUAAAGACUCCUAUUGGAACAGUG
Oncorhynchus mykiss (rainbow trout) is the source of this 8837-nucleotide messenger RNA. Its product is annotated as nuclear factor of activated T-cells 5. The record is from RefSeq and is a predicted model, not a curated record. Gene Ontology annotation, biological process: regulation of transcription by RNA polymerase II; calcineurin-NFAT signaling cascade; cytokine production. Lineage: Eukaryota; Metazoa; Chordata; Actinopteri; Salmoniformes; Salmonidae. Gene Ontology annotation, cellular component: transcription regulator complex. Gene Ontology annotation, molecular function: DNA-binding transcription factor activity, RNA polymerase II-specific; transcription factor binding; RNA polymerase II cis-regulatory region sequence-specific DNA binding.